AUGGGGUUAGCCGGCCCUCGAAAGAGGACCAAAAUCUUCCACGACCCUAACAAUACAGCCUGGUCCCGCUCGACCUCCGGCUAUGGCCACAAGAUCAUGUGUGCCCAGGGUUGGACUCCUGGAAGUUUCCUGGGUGCUUCCAACGCCGCCCAUGCGGACCAUUUCACCGCCGGCAGCGCUGGCCAUAUUCGUGUUAAUAUAAAGGAUGACAAUUUGGGGCUCGGUGCUAGACUUCGUGCAGAGGACGAACCGACGGGCCUGGACGCCUUUCAGGGAUUACUGGGACGGCUUAAUGGAAAGAGUGAUGCGGAGCUGGAAAAGGAACAGAAAAAGCGAGAUGAUCGGCGACUGGCUAGUUUUAUCGAGCAAAGGUGGACGACGAUGAGGUUUGUGAGCGGGGGAUUACUGGUGCAUGAGAAGAUUCAGGCGCUUGCGGAAGUGAAGAGCGUUGGUGAAGAGAAAGGACAAACAUCUCAAAGCUCGCAGGACGAAGGGAAAUCGGAAAAAACAGCAGCGAAAAAAGAACGCAAGAAGGAUAAGCGAAAGGUUAAGAGUGAUGAUACUGGUUCAGAUCUAGCCGAGGAAUCCUCCAAGAAGAAGAACAAGGAGAAGAAGGAAAAGAAGGAAAAGAGAGAGAAGAAAGAGAAGAAAAGAAAGUCCCGUGAUGUCUCCGUGUGUAUUGAUACAGCAACUACCUCCGAAGAUGCGCUCGUCGAUAAGAAGCGGGAAAAAACAAAAAAGCGAAAACAAAAAGAGAUUGAGCCCAGUGAUACAGAAGCGGGCGACGAUGCUAUAUCACCCGAUGUCCAAACCUCUGCCCCGCAGGAGGAGGAGAAAUCGAGUACUGCAGCGAAACAUGGGAAUAUUGUGAAGGUCAGGGAACAUCGGCCGAUGGGUCGCCAGUUUAUCCGGGGUCGGUAUAUACAGCAAAAGAAGCUGGCAUUGAUGGAUGCAAAGUCUUUAAAUGAGAUAUUUAUGGUGAAAUGA
Messenger RNA from Blastomyces gilchristii SLH14081, 987 nucleotides. Its product is annotated as protein PXR1. The transcript is spliced from 3 exons. The coding region runs from base 1 to 987 and encodes 328 amino acids. NCBI's taxonomy places the organism in Eukaryota, Fungi, Ascomycota, Eurotiomycetes, Onygenales, Ajellomycetaceae. The record is from RefSeq and is a predicted model, not a curated record. Gene Ontology annotation, molecular function: nucleic acid binding.